UAUAUAAUUAUCAGACGUCAGUUUUGACGUACAUACAGAGUGUAGUCUGUACUAGAAACAAAAGUCGCACUCUAUUGGUGGGUACUACAUAGAUGGUUCUAAGAGAAGAUUAAAGAAAACAAAUGUAUGUUAAAAACUCAGAUUUUCAGGGUUUAUUUGUGAAAUAUUCAUAAAAAAUAAACCAUACCAUGGAAUUUUACAAAAGCCAACGUACGCCGUAAAAAUGACUUACGUCGUAGUAAAACUUUUUAUAGGCAAGUUCUCACAAAAAUAAAACUGAACUAAUCGACCCUUAUUAUAAAAGAAUUUUUCAGGAAAUUGUAUGAUAUGGUUUAUUUAUAUUAUUGAUGGAUAUUUUAAAAAUUAACCCGAAAACCCCUGAGUUUUUGGCAUACAAAUAGGUCUAAGAAAUCUAUUAUUUUUGCCCCUUGUACCAUCCUGUAGUACCAUCCCGUAAACUACGUUUCUCUAAGAGAAAAAUAACCUAUGAUCGAAAAAUACCUUCUCAGCUUUAUAUCAAAGCUAAAAUUCGUAAACUGCAUUAUCUAAUGCAAAUUAUUAGUACUAUACAACUUAACAACAGACACAAAUGAUACAUUAUUGAUCCAAAAAUCAGUAAUAAAAGUAAAGAGUAUAACACCUUUCAAUAUUCUAGAAGGGAGACUAGUAUGUUUAUUCAUGAUUCUAAUCAAUUAUAAACCCUCAAAUAAUGAAAUCUCUCUAUUAUAAAUUACAUAUAAUAUGUGCUAGAAACUUUUGUAAUUUAAAAAAAAAAAAUUCACUAGUUUAAGGGAGUAAUAAAUAUGAAAAUUAAAAUAUUUUUUUGGAGUGUUAAAAACAGUUGUAUUAUUUAUAUUAUAUUACAAGCAGUCCCGAUCAGGAGUUGCCUGGAAUUUAGUUUGCCAGGGCUGAGUAAAAUAAUUACAAAUAAGAUAAAAAAGUCAAGACCCCAGGCUGUAUAUUGUAAAGCUUUAGCAUACCCGUCUCGGCUUUUUUUUUGGAUCUACAUAUGUACAUUACAUUAUAUUGAUUAUAUACCCCUCUUACUCAAGGCCCCAAGUCCCAGUCCCAGAUCCCGUUCCAACAGUUAAAAGCUUGCCCAGAAUCGUGGUACAUAGAAUCGACCUAUUCCUUUAAUCAUCACCUAGCAUUCGCUCGAGUACCGUGGUUACCAUGGUUACCGAAAAAUGUUUGGUAUUUAAUGUACAAAAUUCGUGUUUGAGGCCACCCUUAGGGGUGGAAUUAUCGAAAAGUACUAUGCCAGUUAUCUUCGCGGUACUCAACAACUUCCCUAAGCUUCAUGGCGAUCGGAUGAAUAGUGUACUAAUACAUAAAGGACAUACAAACAUACAAACAUACAUAUGGAGAUUAUCAGUUAACUUUCACAAUUAUGAAUUUUACCUUCGUGAUCAUCCUAGUGUUAGAUUUCAUUACGAGUAAUUUAUAUGGGGCUCCAAUUACAAUAAAUUCGCCGUUUCAAUGUUAUAAAGAUAGCAAUCCAUAUUGGAACUUUGGAACAAAGUCUGUUUAUCCUGUUAAUGAUAAGAGACAAUUGGUUAAACCACAAGGAUGUAAAGCAAGCCAAAUAAUUAUGAUAGCUAGACACGGAACGAGAUCUCCAACCUAUGGCUUUAUCCGAAAACAGUCUAUAGAAUUGACUCAACUCAAAAACCUACUGACAACUAAUGUACUGAAAACAAAUAAUGCAAGAUUAUGUGUAGAAGACAUUGCUACUAUCAAAAGUUGGGAAAAUGCUGCAAGCAGUGAUAAAUCAGACAAAGAUCUAAAUGAACAAGGAAUUAUAGAUAUGAUGGGUCUGGGUUCAAGCAUUAGGAAGUCGUUUCCUGAACUGCUUACCACACCGUACAACUCAAUAUCAUAUGAAGUGUUAUCGGCUCCAGAAAAACGUUGCAAGGCCAGUGCUCAAUAUUUCAUGGAAUCCCUUUUAGAUGACCAUAUAAAUAUAAAAGACAUUCCAGAAUACAAAGAAGACGACAGUAGACUAAACUUAUACACCUUACAAUCUAAGAUAGAGAAUAACGCUGACAAUGUUCAAAGAAGCAAAGAAGAAGUUAAACUAUUUGAAAAAAGUGCAUUUAUGGAAAAAGUAAUAACCAAUGUAUCAAACAAGAUGGGACUACAAAACAAACUCACUCUUGGUAACAUAAGAACCAUGUAUGAGUCUUGUCGAUCUGACAAAUGUCGAUUAGUGAACUCGAUUCCUGCUUGGUGCAGAGUGUUCUGUAGAAAGGACCUCGAGACUUUAGAAUACACAGACGACCUAUACUGGUACAAUCUGUUCGGUUACGGCAACCCGUCUUACCGGUUACUAGUUUGUCCAAUGUUAAGACAUAUCAGUAGUCAUUUCAAAGAACAGGCCAAACACAUCCCGAGGACCCCGAAAGGUAUUUUUUACGUUUCACACAGGUCCAAUAUAAUCAGUGCGAUCGUCAUGUUAGGCUUAGGAGCCCCUGGCCCUAAUGAUGAACCCUUGCGACACGACAACUUUGAAAAACAGCGCGAUAGAAACUGGAGAACAACGUUUUUCAGUCCAUUCGCCGCAAACGUGAUUGGCGUGUACUACAGAUGCAAAAAGGAAGGCGACAAAGUGGCUUUCUACGUCAACGAAAGUAUCAUAAAUAUACAAUUGGACGACGGUACGUUUUGCGACUUUUGUUCAUGGGAAUCGGUCGAACAGAAAUUGAACAGAAUUAUUUCCAAAGAUUGUAACUUUGAAUAUUAAUUUUAAAAAAUAUGCGUCUUAUCAACAAGUGGCUACAAUAACAGAGGCCUGCCGACUCGUCUAAUUCCAUCUUAAUAUUUUACCUCAGUUAUUCGUUCAUUAACAAAUUCUCUUUCUGUUCCGUUUGUUAUAAUAAUUAGUACUUACAUUUUUAUAUUCAAAGAAAACGCCGCUUUUUCUUUAUAAACAACAUCCAUAAUUUUCUUAUUCGGCCUAAAUGUAUUUGAUAUUUCAUUGUUUCUUAAAUUAGCGCACCUUCUCAAUUGUCUCAUUUAACUACUAAUAAGGCUUACUUAUGUUAUAUAAACUUCCAGGAUAACGAUUGUAACAUUUUUCUUUGAAUUGAUCGUUGUUGAGUGCUAAUGUAGUUUUCAUACAAAACGUUUGUUAAUAAUAUGCCAACAAAAUAAUAAUUGAUUAUUAAAUUAACAAAUCCGACAAGAACAUAUUUUAACGAACGAAAAAAUCAACAAGUAUUAAUAAAAAAUAAACGUUUUUAAAAGUUAAUAAACCAAUUUUGUUGAAUUUAUCUAACUUGAAA
Adelges cooleyi (spruce gall adelgid) is the source of this 3284-nucleotide messenger RNA. RefSeq names its product multiple inositol polyphosphate phosphatase 1-like. Bases 1391 to 2743 code for a protein of 450 amino acids. The record is from RefSeq and is a predicted model, not a curated record. The transcript is spliced from 8 exons. NCBI's taxonomy places the organism in Eukaryota, Metazoa, Arthropoda, Insecta, Hemiptera, Adelgidae. Gene Ontology annotation, molecular function: inositol phosphate phosphatase activity; acid phosphatase activity.